Gigantopelta aegis is the source of this 6916-nucleotide messenger RNA. RefSeq names its product ankyrin repeat domain-containing protein 50-like. Bases 1 to 2187 code for a protein of 728 amino acids. The transcript is spliced from 10 exons. Lineage: Eukaryota; Metazoa; Mollusca; Gastropoda; Neomphalida; Peltospiridae. Gene Ontology annotation, molecular function: protein binding. The record is from RefSeq and is a predicted model, not a curated record.
AUGGCGGAAUCGGAAGGAACACGGAGAAGUCGAAAUGACAACAGCAAAGCUGGUUUUGAAAAGCGUGAAAAGCGACGGGGAAUCCGAAAGCUUCAAGACGCCAUCAUUGAAAAGAAUGUCACUUUGGUCAAGGAGAUCCUCGAAUCAGACUUUGAUGUUGACUUUCAAUAUCGUGGUCAAACGGCCCUUCAGCUUGCUGUGCGAGAGGGGAAUUUAGAAAUCUGCCGACUGCUUAUUGAGAGAGGAGCAGACGUCAAUAUGAGGGAUGCAGAGAUGAAUUCUCUCCUCAACAGUGCCUGCUGGCGAGGUCAUGCCGACAUCGCAAAGUUACUCAUUGAAAACCAGGCUGACAUCGACGACCGCAAUGAUAAUGGUGCCACCGCUUUGCAUGUUUGUGCUUUCAAAGGACAUUCUGAUAUGUGCAGGAUGCUGUUAAAUGCUGACUGCGACCUUGACCUGCUGAACCGCAGGGGUCAGACUGCACUGUACACGGCGACGGAGCAGGGCUAUGAAGACAUCAUGAGGAUGCUCAUUAAGGCCGGGUGUGAUGGUAACUCUGGUGACCUGCAUGAUAACAAAACACCGUUGAUUGUCGCUGCACAACUUGGAAAUGGGUCUCUCGUGCAAGUUCUUCUUGAUGGCGGGUGUAAGACUGACUGUAGAGACAGACUGGGACAGAAUGCGUUGUAUCAUGCGGCAUGUGACGGUCACCUUGAUGUCGUCCGGCGACUGGUAGCAGCUGGAGCUGAUCUCAAUGCUACAACUAACAAAGGUUUCACACCCCUGUUAGAUUCAAUUCGAAACAAUCACAUAGAAGUUGCUGGAGAGUUGAUAUCAUCGGGAUGUGAUGUGAACAAAGCUGAUCGGUACAAACAAGCCCCAUUACAUGCAGCUAUCAGACAAGUUUCUCACUACUUCGACAAGGACAACAAGCCAACAGUGAGUCUGGUGCGGAAACUGGUGUCGAUGGGUUGUGAUCGGAACAUUGCAGAUGGGCAGGGCUGGACACCGUUGUAUCAGAGUGCGUACGCGGGAGACUUGGAAAUAACCACAAUGCUGCUAAAAGAAGGGGCUUCGCUGGACUCUAUCACAAAAACUGGGGAAACAAUUCUACAUGGUGGGGUCUGUGGAAACAGUCCGGAGGUGGUUGAAUUUCUACUCAAGUCAGGUUGCAGUCACAGUGCGGUCAACAAUGGUGGACAGCACGCUCUCACUGCUGCUAUUGUGUCCAGAUCAAAGAUCGAGAUAAUCAAAAUGUUGAUUGAUGCUGGGUCUGACGUGAAUCUGAAGGACACGUCCAGCAACACACUCGCACCGCUCCACGAGGCAGUACAACACAGAUACAAGGAGGCAGCCAUUUUACUUAUUGACUCGGGUUGCAACAUCAACAUUUUGACAUCCCAAAAUGAAACUCCUUUGUAUUUGGCCUGUGCUAAAGGAACCAGUGAAAUUGUGGCUCAUUUGAUCCAGCAACCCAAUGUGGAUCUGCGCGGUGCGAAGCCGUCUAAGGUGGCCAUUCAUGCCGCCAGUUCCAAUGGUCAUGUACAGAUUGUCCGGAUGCUAAUAAAUGCCAGAUGCAACUUGAAUCAGCUAAACGAUGGUGGACUGACCCCUCUGCAGACCGCCAUCCAGGAAGACCAGUACCCAGUUGCUAAGGAACUGCUCAAACAUGGUUGUGACAUCAACGCACACGCCAAAAUAACUCGCCUCAUGAAAUGCUGUCUGCUUCAAGAAGACAGUCACCCACAUUUCGGCCUCGAGCCGCUGUUUCUGGCCUUGAUUCACAAAAACAUUGACUUGAUGAUGCUUCUCUUCCAGUGCUACACGCACGUGCCGUACGAAACCGUCAAACUGCUCGACACCAUUCUUCGCCAGGAGCAGCAGUUGAACUUCCACUACAGCCCGCAGUUGAAGAAGAAGAUAUUCGACAUGUUCAAUCAUUUCAUAUCAACCCCCAAAACAUUACUGGAUUUGUGCCGAGGGAGCUUGAGGGAUGUCUUGGGCUCCCGACCUCAUGCCAAGGUCAAGUGUUUGCCAUUGGCCAAUAAACUGCAGGAUUAUGUUUUGAUGACAGAGACCUUCAUGACAUUGGAGGAAAAAGAAAGAUUUGAAAAUGGGGAGCAUUUGGACGAGAACGGAUUUGGGCUUCAAGUCCCAAAUGAAGGUCAGAUGUUUGCCCUUGGUUAACAAUUGGCAUAAUAUUAAAUAGCUAUGCAAUAAGUGGAUCUUUGAAAAACAAUAAGUCUUCCCUUUGAUGAGACAGAAGUAAAUCCUGAGGUUUCAAGUCAACAUGUUUGCAAGCAGAGGUGAAAGAAAGCAAGGUCGAAUAUUUGACCUUGGUGGGCAACAGAUCAUCAAAAGGUAGCCAGGAAUGAAACAGUUCUGGGGUUUUUGGAACUAGUGUCACCAAAAACUGUUCCUGUCCAUCUUUGAUGAAAAACAAUAAUCACCUUCUUGUUUUGUUUAAUGACACAACUAGAGCACAUUGAUCCUUCUUGUCUUCCGAAGAACACACUCAAAGUUGAGUUAAUGGAGUAUUAAACUGAAAGCUUGUAAAGCAGCAAGCUAACAAAGAGUAUUAAAAAUAACACCACACAAAGCUUUAAUACAGCAGGCUGUUUAAUACAGAUCAAUUGUCACUUCAUUUAAUUAAAAGUUGGUGUCUUGGUACAAGUAUGGUAGGUGUAUGAGCAAGUUUGAGUUUUGGCAUUUAGUCUGAGGGCAUAAAAAACACUAGAAAGGUCUGACCCUGGCUAGCAAGGGACAACUGAUUUAGUCCAAAUGUUUUAAAACGAAGGUCCGAUAUUAAUCAUUCAGGUUCUAAUGUCUGUCUUUGGUGACAUUCACUGCUGACUUUGUAAAAUAAUUUUUGUGAUGUUAAUUUACAUUUCUUACACACCCAUUGGUGAGAACAUCAUUCAUUAUUUUUGAUAACACAUGCCUGUUUACACAUGUUAACAAGUUUAAGACAUACGCCUGGCUGCUCCUAGGUGAUGAUCAGGUCACUGAUGCAAUACAUCCAAUGAAUAAUUAGCAUGAUCGAAAUCCAUUACAUUGUAAUCAUUUGUCUGUGAUGCAUAAGUUAACUACAAGUGCAAAGGCUGUAAAUAACUUUUCGUCAAAAAAGAUGUUAAAAUUUGCUUAAAACCUGGUUUUUGAGGAUAUGUAAGAAAUAAAAUCAUACAUUUUUGCUCGUUAGAUACAUUUUAAAAAAACUCGUAAGAUAAAUGGUUCUAACGGCCACUCAUGUAUUAUUCUCUAUUUCUAGAGGAAGAUUAAGUUAUAUUCACCACAAACUGUUUUUCUGCAUGACAAAUUAUUUAGUUGCACCACUUUUUAUUAAAAUAAAAGUAUUUGCUCAAAAUAUUUUUUAUUAACUUAGUACAAAAAUACUGCAUCAAGUUACUGCACAUAAUAUAUUAUGUCCAAUAGUAAGUGUUACUAAGUUACUGCACGUAAUAUAUUAUGUCCAAUAGUAAGUGUUACUAAGUUACUGCACGUAAUAUAUUACGUCCAAUAGUAAGUGUUACUAAGUUACUGCACGUAAUAUAUUACGUCCAAUAGUAAGUUACUAAGUUACUGCACGUAAUAUAUUACGUCCAAUAGUAAGUGUUACUAAGUUACUGCACGUAAUAUAUUACGUCCAAUAGUAAGUGUUACUAAGUUACUGCACGUAAUAUAUUACGUCCAAUAGUAAGUGUUACUAAGUUACUGCACGUAAUAUAUUACGUCCAAUAGUAAGUGUUACUAAGUUACUGCACGUAAUAUAUUACGUCCAAUAGUAAGUGUUACUAAGUUACUGCACGUAAUAUAUUACGUCCAAUAGUAAGUGUUACUAAGUUACUGCACGUAAUAUAUAUUAUGUCCAAUAGUAAGUGUUACUAAGUUACUGCACGUAAUAUAUAUUAUGUCCAAUAGUAAGUGUUACUAAGUUACUGUAAUAUAUUAUGUCCAAUAGUAAGUGUUACUAAGUUACUGCAUGUAAUAUAUUAUGUCCAAUAGUAAGUGUUACUAAGUUACUGUAAUAUAUUAUGUCCAAUAGUAAGUGUUACUAAGUUAAUGUAUGUAAUAUAUUAUGUCCAUAAUCCAUUAGUAAAUAUUACUAGUUAUACUAGUUAUACAUGUACAAAACUAGUAAAUGUUACCAAGUUACUACAAGUAAACAAAUGUAGUGUGUACAUACCUGUAGUAAACAUGACCCAGUUACUACUACUAAACAAAUGUAGUGUUACUAAUUAUACAUAUACAAACCUCUCAUCAUGCUCAUUAUUACACUCUGCCUAUCAUUCUCAUUUAUCUAUUUAAUCUAUAAAAAAGAAACAUUUCCAAUUUCUCCUAUGAGUUCAGUAUGUUUUGACUUUGUUUAGUCAGGGUUUUCUAAUUGCAUCUUCUGGGCUGUUUACACUAUUGCCUACCUUUCUCCGCUUCCUCCAUGGGUGCAGUUUCUGUGUACUGUGGACUGUUGGUAGGAGGGGCGUAUAGCAGGUGGUUACGAGUGUCUCUUAGCAAUGUUAUUUAUAAGGAACUACUGAAUAGAGUGCUCAGACUAAGCCCACAACAAAAGCUGAUGGGAAAUGGCAGGUGUAUAGCACAGAUAGCCACAAGAGACAUGCACAUGUUGUGGUUGGAGAAACAAGGACUGGGAUGUGGAGGUGGACAGCAAACAAAGUUGAAAGAUGAGAGGAUCUGCUAGAUCAGGAAGAAAUAAGAUAGAAUUCAAUGGAGGAAAGAGGCAGUAUGAUUUUGUUUAAAAGAAAUUUUCUUUAUACAACAUGCAAAAAUAAGCAGAUGGACAUUUUAUUUUUACAUUAAAAUAUUCUUUUAUUUAAAAAAAUACUUUUCAAAUUUAUUUUGUAAAUUUCAUAAAUGAAUAUUUGCAAUGCUGUACAGCAAAGGCUUAAUGAGGGUAUUACAAUAAAGCUUCAUGUAGAUAUAAUAAAAUUAGCUUCUCAAAAAUUAAUAGAUUGCGGUAUUGACAUGAAUACUUGUUUCAGAAGUAGGCCUACAUGAAAUUGGGUGUAAAAUAAAGAUUAGAUCAGGGCCCAGUUUUAUGAAGCGAUUUUAGUGCUGAAAUAACCAUAAGUCUCUACCUAUCUGAUACACUUAAGGUGAUUUCAGCGCUAAGAUCACUUCACAAAACAGGAUCCUGGAUUUGGGUUAAACUAUGUAAUAAGAGACUGACUUAAUAAAGUUAUGGUAUAAUAUGGUAAUGACAUAUCAUCUCCGAUUGCCUCACAUUAAUAUACAUAUACUAGGCCAGUUCAUCUAAACUAUAAUAUAAUAUGCAGAGCCUGAUAACAGUUUCUGAUCCUUCUGAUCGCUUGAUCUCUUCUGAUCUAAAUGUUAACCAUAAUUUUUGUACUUACCCGAUGCCACAUAAUGCAAGGAUUGUUUUGCACUCAGGUCCAGUUCGACUACUCAGUACUGGACACACAUUGUACUGAAUAUUGCAUGCAAAAAUUAAUUCCAUAAAUAAAACAACAAUGGAGGCCGCCAUCUUUGUAUAUAGUCUCGGCUAAGGCUAAUGAGGAUUGGCGAUCUUCAUGGCUGUUGUAUAUUUGGCUGAAAGCCCAGCUUAAGGCCACCCCAACCCAUCUGAACUUUCUCAUGCAUAACACAGUUUGCAUCUUGUAUUAUUAUAUUAUUUUGCAUACUAAGCAUGAGUCACAUCUAGUAUUAUUAUAUUGCUUUGAUAUAAUUAGUCGAGCAGGGGGCAGUUUUUCCCUGCAAGACAAAAUGUUUAUUUUUGUUAGAGGUGCCCUUUUUGUUUCUAUGUUAAUGUGCCCGGUUCCUUUUUUUCACUGCCUUUCCCCAUUUUCCAAGUCAUCUUUGGCUAGGUAUGGUCUUUACUUUUUACCGUUUCCAACUGCAUGUUGGGUAUAAAAUAUCGAACAAGAGAAUAUUAGUCCGAUUUCAAUCAAAUCUUUAAAUCCAAGUUCCUUUGAUAAAUGAAAGAAAAAAAUGGAAUAGAUUUUUUUAAGACCAGUCCAGAGUGAUGCCAUUUUAAGAUAUUUCCGACAAAUAGAUCUUUUUUAAUAAUUUAAAUUACAUAUUAAAUCAUAUUUUCUUGUUUAGAAUAUCAGUAUUAGUUUUUAUGUAUAUCCAUUGUGCUUCUGGCCAGUCAGAUGUUUGUUGUUGAUGUAUGUGCAAAAUUAUUUUGAGCUAAAAUCCAAUUUGGGCUGCUUGUAAGCAUUAGGAAAAAAAAAAAAAAAAAAAAAAAAAAAAAAAUCUUCAUUAGAUUUUCAGACAUUAAAGGUUCAGAAAAGGAAAUAUAUUUAAUUAGAUUUAAUUUUUGUUGCUGAAAAUUCUUUACUUAGUAUUUGUCAGAAACAUGUCACAACUCAGGAUAGUCAAAAAUUUGUUUCCAGUCUAAGUGAGGAAUAUACAUGUAUAAAUCAAGUAAAAAUAACUUUGAAUUUAGUGUAUUUAAUUACUAUGGUGAUUUACAUUAAUGGGGCCAUUCAGUGAUCAGUGUUUUCACAAGUUUUUAAACUGUACUCAUGUGUAUGUGUGUGUGACUUGGGUUAAUGCCAUUAUUUAUAAGCAAAGUAACAGUACUUCUAGCAGGGAGAAUUGAGGUAUGAAAACCAGUGUUCUUGGUAUGCCUGUGAAAAUAUUGUUAAUUGUGAUUGGUCCCAAAGCUAGAAUUAUCAUAAAGUAACUCUCAAUCAUCAGAACAGUUUGACUGCUGAAGUAGGUAUUUAAGAUUGAAGUAGGUAUUUAAGAUGAUAGUAGCUGCACAGUUGUAUUACUAAAACUGAACAGUGGUGUCGUUUCAGAAUUCCUUGUGGAUUGUUUUAUUAGACUUUGCUAAAUUUAUACAAGGAUUGUAUUUUUGAAAUACCAUAUCAGUAUUUUUGUUUGUUAGUUUUGUAAUUUACCAGAGUUAUGCAAAAAAUAAAAUGUUAUGCAUUUC